AUGCGUCUCUCCAGCUUCGCGCUGUUGGCUACUGCUGCCUUCCUGGCAAUCGUGCCCAAUGUCUCGGCAGCUACCGUAUCAGCACUCCAGCUCCCCGCUGCCAUGCACUCGAGCACUGACGACUUCAUAACUCCGAAGAGAAUGGUGAGGGGUUAUGAUGACGGCGACGAAGAUAGGGCCGGCAUGGACAAGGUUGCUGGUCUGGCUAAGGAGAGCGUGUCAAAACUUGCGAAGGCGAGCUCUUACUGGGCUCGGCGCAUGAAUGUGGGCCAAGUUAUGGACAAGCUAAAGUUCGGAGACGACAUCGUGGCGACGCUGGAGAACCCGAAGAUCAACACUUUCGCCACGUACAUCGAGUUGCACAACAGCAUGAACUCGAAAAACAAGCUCUCGGUGGUCGGUACGCUCUCAGCGCGCUAUGGAGACGAUGCUGUGGCACGGGCACUCGUGACUGUCCAGAGAAAGAAUGACGCUGCUACGAGGGACCUUAUGGUAAAUUUGCGCAAGCAGCAAAUCAACGAUUGGCUGGACAGCAAAUCCGUGGACGAUGUGUUCAAGCUACUGAAGUUGCGAGCGGAUGGGUACGAAGCUCUGACUAGCCGGAAGUUGGAGGUGUUUGAGGAAUACAUCAAGGCGUUCAACAGUAAGACAGGCAGACAGGUGUCGCUGUACUCGGCGUUGAAGACGGGUUUUGGCGGAGACAGUCAACUGGCGUCGAUCCUCCAACGGGCAAAGACGGACUUUCGUACGCAACAGAAGGCCGUGCAGUUGGAGGAUCAAAUGAUCAAGCACUGGAUUGGGAGAAAGCUGCAGCCUGAACAUGUCUUGGAAGAGCUAAAGCUGAAUGGUGACGCGACGAAUGCUCUCAUGAGCAAUAACCUGUGGGCGCUGGACAACUUCAUUACAGCCUUCAACAAGAAGAAUCCGAACAUGAAAACGUCGUUGCUUAGUACGCUCACGAAUCACUAUGGAGAUGAAAAGAUGUCGAGGGCGCUGGUGACUGCAAUGAGAGACCCGAACACGCGGGAAACAGCGACGCGGCUGCAGACUAAACAAUUGCAGGGCUGGUGGGACAGUGAAAAGUCCAUUGACGACGUUUUCGUCAACGUGCUGAAGCUAAAGGAAAACCCGACGCUGACCAUUGCCAGCCGAAAGUUGGAUACGUUGAACGAGUAUAUCAAGCUCGUCAACAUCAAGACGUCUAGCCGGAUCACGUUGCUGCAGACUCUGACGAAACACCUUGGCGACGGUGACUUGGCCAUCAGUUUGGUGAUGGGUAAGACGGUUCAAAGCACGCAUGUAAGAUCAAGAGCGGAGAAGUUGCAGACUGCGCAGUUCAAGAAGUGGGAUAAUGAUGGAUACGACAACAUUAGCGUCCUUACCCAGAUAUUCAAGCUAGAUGAGACGGAGCUGAAUAAGGCGACCUACCUGCAGAAAACGGUCUCAGACGAGUUCAAGGCAUUCUACACUAGAGUGCAUCAUGUAGACACAAAUGUGACCCCUCGGCGCUCUUAG
Molecule: messenger RNA, 1515 nt
Organism: Phytophthora sojae
Lineage: Eukaryota; Oomycota; Peronosporomycetes; Peronosporales; Peronosporaceae
Exons: 1
Coding region: 1-1515 (504 amino acids)
Source: RefSeq, a predicted model, not a curated record